AUGUGCAACAAUUUCGAUGUUGUUCAUUUUGGGAAACGGGAAGAAGAAAAAACGAGGUUGGAGCAAAUCUUUGAUAAAUACUGCGUAUUGUUUAUGAAGCGACUUGAACAGCAAAUAAUCGGUGUCUUGACUGUUGGUGAGUUAUUUGCGAUUGUAAUCAAAUAUAGUUUUAAAGACGCAGCUUUUCGACAUUUCAAAGAAAUUGCUGCUCGUUGGAUGUGUAGAAGGCUAGAAGUUGUAAUGCGCAACAAAGGGUUAUAUGGGCUACCUCGUAAUCUCAAUCAUAUAAAUAUGUUCAUAGAAAUAGAUGAUCUAGAAUGUUCUCUUGAUUAUUCGAAAUGGUUGGAAGAAUUUAUGACUCCUUUUCUUCGAGAAAAAGAUGGUAUUUAUCGUGAAGUACGCCAACAUGAUUUUAAACAACGAAUUAUAUUAAUUCGAGAAGCAGUAUUAAAUCAAGAUUGGUCGAAAGUUGGCGCUUUUUUAGGUCAAUUGCCUUCUUUUCGACAAAAUUUGAAAGAUGUUCCUGAAGCGUUCCGUAAAAAACUUGGUGGUAAUUUGGAUAAAACAUGUCGAAUGUUAUUUCCAUACGCUAUAACAAUAUUUCGAGCCGGUGUUGAGCGUUUUAUGCAGUACGAUAUUCCGCAUGAUAUGAUAACUAAAUCAGCAGCAGAAUUAAUGCUUGUUUUGAUUGCCACUGAACGAAAAUACUCUAAUUUAAACUUUGAUGUUGAAAAUAAUUCACUGCUUUACAUCUCGGAAUUGCUUAUAUAUGCUAUCGCAAAUGGUCAGAAACAGGAAAUGCAAGAUUUGAUCACUAUUAUUUCAUCUUUGCCACCUGUUGCUCAAAAACAUAAGUACAUUACCAUCCUUCGAGCUUACAAGGUGUUGUCUCGUUAUGAACAGUGGCGUUUGGGAGAAGAAAAUAAUACAGUGCAAAGCAGUUCAUUUGACUUAGGGGAUGAAAUCAUUGCAGUUUUAUUGGAUGUCGAAUCUGGUCAAGAGAGUGUUUUCAUAUCUAUAGCGGUGCAUUAUUUGCAUUAUAUCGGAAAAGUCGACAUAUUAAUGGGUGCUUUGGAGAAAUGCUGCCAUAAAACGCCCUUCAUGCUUGUUGAUUGUUAUCGUGCUUUACUGUUAAAUAAUAUGGCUGAUAAAGCUAGUUUGUUACUUGAUACAAUAUUACCGCAGUCAAGUUUUGUUUCGCAUCCGAUUUUAUUAGAUUGGUUAAAACCGCGACUUCUAAAUCCUUACGAUUAUGAUCUUCCGGAAGAAAUGUUACGCAAUAUUUGCAAAAUUUUGUUCGUUUUUUUGGAUUAUGGAACGAAUAGGAAGAAUGAUUAUGCUUGGAUAUUUUUGUGGGCAGCAAUAGAACAUGUGCAAGACGAUGAUCUAUUGCGUUUGCAAUGGAAUCCACGAAAAUCGUGGUGGCCAAAGUUCCAUCAUGUUGAGCUAUCUAAAGAAGGAACCGAUUGCAGGCAUCGAGUUUUCACGAAACUUUACGAUUUGAAUGUGUAG
Acanthocheilonema viteae is the source of this 1512-nucleotide messenger RNA. The record is from the annotation of a GenBank genome assembly. NCBI's taxonomy places the organism in Eukaryota, Metazoa, Nematoda, Chromadorea, Rhabditida, Onchocercidae.